UGACUCUGAUUUGAUUAUACCCAAUGGCGCCAGAUCCACAGCCAGAUCCAACUGAUUGGGAGAAAACGCCGAGGGGAUCGUCUUUGAUCGUAUUUGUUUGUGGCUCUGUUUUACUUUCAACAGCAGCAUAAUCUCCCCAAGAACCAAAUCAGCUAUGGCUGUGCCUCGAUGAAUAUUCAUGGGCUGUGUUCGCAGAGUUGAGAGGUGGACUUGGAUGGGUCGAGAGUUUGCGAAGAGCAAAGAGGAGGCAGAGUGCUGUCAACGGCUACGACUUGACCCAAUUUUAUGGCGCUGCUGUGGCUGCGCCUCAUCUGAAUUAGAACUCGUGCCCGGUCAAGAGUCACUCGAUAAUGCCGAGAAAGUCUUCGUCGUGGCCAGUGGUCGAGGCAGCCAGCAGUUCUACUUGUCCCUCCAACCCCAACGGAACCACAAAGUGAAGUCUAGACAUGGCAAGGAUACGUGGUGGUGUGCUGAUCCUCCUGGCGAUCGUGCUUCUGGCCCUGGCAGCCAGCAGCCACGCUGAGAAAUCCCAAAAGCAGCAAAAGCAAAGGCAGCAGAGACCCAUGACCGGAUUGGGACAGGCGAUGGGAAAUCAGAAGAACAGACGCCCCAACAAGAAUCAACAGGCAGCCGGGCAGAAGCAGAGACCCAACAAACAGAAGCAGCCACAGACACAGCAGCAGCAGCAGCAGCAGGCCAAUAUCCCAGACUCGAAUGUGUUCACCGCAUCGGUGCCCGUUCUGGGCAGACUUCGCGGUCGGACCUUGAACACGGACUGGUCUGGCAAAAAAAUAAUGCAAUUCGUCGAUGUGCCAUAUGGAAAGGCAGAGCGCUUCAAGGCAGCGGAACCGGCAUCGCCCUGGAGAGGCGUUCUUCCCGCCCAUCGUCACCACCCCGGUUGCCCGUCCAUACAGGAUCUGCUCAAGUACGCCAAAUUGGAGGAGAAUGGCUUCGAUGUCGAGGACUGUCUUCGCCUCACCAUCAGCACCAAAGCGAUGGAGGGAGAUCUCGCGCCAGUUAUGGUGUAUAUACAUGGCGACUUCUUCUACGACGGCGAUUCCGUGGAGGCCGCUCCUGGCUAUCUGCUGGAGCAGGAUGUGGUGCUGGUUUCGGUGCGGUACCGCCUGGGGCCAUUCGGCUUCCUGUCUACCAUGAGUGACGACAUGCCUGGAAACGCGGCCGUCAGCGAUAUCAUCCUGGCCCUCAAGUGGGUGCAGAAGCACAUUGGCUCCUUCGGUGGCGAUCCACAGCGGGUCACUCUCUUCGGCCAGGUGGGCGGUGCUGCACUUGUCAACGUGCUUACCCUGAGCCCGGCCGUGCCGGCGGGUCUUUUCCACCGAGUCAUCUAUCAGUCGGGCACGGCGCUGUCGCCCGCCUUUAUCACAGACACCCCGCUGGCAGCCACCAAGGACAUUGCUCGCAUCGCCGGCUGCAAGCAGCUGGCCAAGGUGGAGUCGCUGAACAAGUGCCUAAUGCGGCUCAACGCCACUAUGCUGUUGGCUGCCUUCAGCAUCCAUGGCGAGGACAAGCCAUCGCUGAGCGGCGGCGCCUAUGGUGGGGUCCAGCUGGUCAUCGGCGGACCAUCCGGCAUUCUGCCGGAGCAUCCCGGACGUCUGCUGGCUGCCGAGAAGUUCCAGGCCUAUCCCACAAUGGGUGGCAGCGUCAAGCAUGGCGGUACCUUCAUACUGAGAGACAUAUUUGCGGACAGCUUCAACGAAACAAUUCUGGAUGAGAAGCUGACUGGACGGCAGUACAUCGAGACCAUUAUUGAGCAGGCCAAUGGGGCGGAUCCCACUGGCUCCUGGAGUGAGUUUGCCGACGAGGAGAUCUUCAGUGCCGAGGACAUCAAGAACGGCAGCUUCAAACGUCUCACCCCAGGACUGAUCGAUCUGUGCAGCACGAUUUCGCUGAAGAAUCCCGUGCUCUUGGUGCUUCAGGCCAAUGCCAAGAAGCUGCCCAACAACACCUAUCUGUACACCUUUGACUACGAGGGGGAGAUGAACCGGUAUGGCACCAGCGAUGAGGAGGCUUCAUUUGUGCCCUUCGACAUGGGCGUGUCGCUGACCGACGACAACCUCUACCUUUUCCCCUGGCCACGCUUCCAGAUGCUCAACUCCAACCGUGACAUCAAGGUAGCCAGGCGCAUGGUGGCCCUGUGGACGUCCUUCGCCAAGACGGGAGUACCCGUGGCCCCGGGUCUGCCCGCCUGGCCACCGAUGACCGACGACACGGGACCAUAUAUGCGUAUGGGUCGCACGAUCAGCUUCGGCGACAACUAUCUCGACGAGUACAGCAUUGCGGUCGAGGAGGUCAAGCGGGGCUACAGUCUGGUCAACGAGGAUUACUAUGACCUGGAGUCGGCUUUGCUGGCGGCCACCAACCGGGAUAGGUUGACGCCUGACGCCGACGCCGAGGACGAUCAGGAGGAUGAAGAGGAGGACGACAACGAGACGACUGCCAAUGAGGGGCGCGGACAAAAUUUGGUGUUCAUUGCCAAGAAGUCAACGCGCAUCCAAAAAACAGUAAAAAUUUAAUGCCACUGGCACUCAGUCGGAUUCAUGUGCGAUUUGCUUAAAGUAAUUUAUUAAUGCAUUUCACAAAUAUACGCUGCAACGUCAUUAAAAUUAUUUUUUAUAUACAUAUUAAAUACCCUAGGAGAGGGUAUGCUUAUGUGUAUGUUCAUUUACUCUGAUCACCGUAUCAAUUAAAUGUCUGACAGACGGUCAGAAGGUUCCAGUUGACGCCGAAAAUGAAUAAUUUCAUUUGCUAUGUGUGAUUUGUACUUUUAAUCACUUUUCUCGGUGAAUCACUGAUAAGUAAAAUUCUCACAAUUAAAUACUACAUAUAUAUUUCCGGAUGCUAGUGGCAUGCAACGAACACUGGUGUUACAAUAUUUAUUCAUCAUUAUUCGGUGCGCCAGUCUCGCAAAUAAAAUACGAAUUGAGCCAACAUGGGGCGUCGUUCAUUAGGAAUGGCCUGUUUUGUUGUGACUUAAGCUCUACGCAAUGUUCAUAGUUUCCAUAAUUGUUUGGUUCACCAUAAACCCACUUGAGGAAAGUCGCCCUCCUUCCAGUAUUCUGCGCCCGAAACAAGCCCUCAUUGGCCAGGUCGGAGAUGCCCAGCCAAUAGUGACGGCCGCGGAUGAGUCUUUGCAAAAUGGAAUUCAGUUCUUGUUGGUUUUCCGGAUCCGCCAGAUGGCCACCCAUGUUAGUGCAUAUAUUCAAUGCGGAAUGCCAGUUGACUUUUUGAUUCUCCUCAAUGUAGAAGUACUUUGAACCGAUAUUCAAGAAG
Molecule: messenger RNA, 3291 nt
Organism: Drosophila obscura
Lineage: Eukaryota; Metazoa; Arthropoda; Insecta; Diptera; Drosophilidae
Product: glutactin
Exons: 5
Coding region: 447-2534 (695 amino acids)
Source: RefSeq, a predicted model, not a curated record